CAACACUAUCGGUGCUAUUGUCAGGAUCCGAAUAGGUACAUCAAUCAAUCAAUCAAUCCCAGAGAAGAUUACUUCGUUCUUGGAUAUUUCCCUGUGUAGUCAGUCAGCAUUAUCUGUGUGUACUUAGUCAGUCAGCAUCAAAUAUAUGCAGGAAGCCUGCAGCUGUAGAGGAAGCCAAAAGAAGGUCACUAAAAUGACGCGUCGUUCUUCGACUCGCGUGCCACUUCUAUGUGCUGCUGGCUUAAUUGCUGGCACUUUGGGUGCAAACCCGGUGAGAAGAAUCGUAACUUUGUUGCAGGAUAUGGAGAAAGAAAUCACGUCCGAGAUGGAGUCCGAAAAGGCUAUGUACGCCAAGUAUGAAUGUUACUGCAAGAAGAACGAUGGGGCCUUAAGUAGUCAGGCAGACGAGGCAAUGGCAGAAAGGGAGAAGCAGUCAGCAAUAGAAGAGCAGAAGAAAGUAAUUUCUGAUACUCGUAAAUACCUGUUAUCGCUGGAACAACAAAAAAGUGUUAUUACAGAUGUUUGUGAUGGCUCAUUGAGCCCGACUAUAUUUGAUUACCUGACAAGCAGGAGAUAGAUAAUUGCCCAAGUGAUUAUUCCUGUGCAAGUAUCUCUCACUUUCUUAUGUGCUACCAUAUGCACAACGUAAACGCUUCUUCUUGUCCCUCCCCACUACAGGGCGAGAAGAAGCGUCUCGGUGAAGAGCUGAAGCAGCAUAAGAAGGACCGAGAGGCAGCACAAAAAACCCUGAAAAUGACUGUGGAGGCUGAAAAGGAGCGCAAUGCCGCAUUCGAGGCUGACCAUAAGGAGUACCUGGACACCAUCAAAGCUAUGGAAUCUGCCAUCAAAGCACUGAACAAGGGCAUGGGCAAGAGUUUUCUCCAAUCAGAACAAGCACUGAGCCUGAAAAAAAUCAUGCAGAACAGUAGACUACUAGCUUCAACUUUACAUGCCGAUGAGGAUGACCAACGAGCCGUAUUCGCCUUCCUGAACAAGGACUAUGCACCUGCGUCGGGUGAGAUCGUAGGCAUUCUGAAGCAGAUGUUGGAUCAGAUGAACGAAGAUCUAGGAGGCGCCUUGGACGAGGACAAAAAAGCAAGGGAAACGUUCUUGCAAAUGAAAACGGCUAAGGAGACCGAAAUUGCGGCGUUGAGCCGUAAUAUUCUUUCAUUGUUAUUCAUAGAUGUUGUUCUGCCCGUCUUUUUUAAUUUUGUUGUUGCUCAACAUACGAUCUUGCAUUGAAAACACGUACUUAUCUCAAAUCCACAUCGAUCUCUCACCAAGAGGACAUGCUUUCCAUCAAUCUCGUCCCAACAGAAAUGAUCGAAGAGAAGACCGAGUUGAAAGGCAAGGUUGCGGUGGAGAUCGUUAUGGCCCUCAAGGCUAAGGAAGAGGCGAUCAAGCAAUUAGGCGAUGCGCAAGCUUUUCUAGUCAAGCUCAAGGAGAUGUGCUCUACCAAAGUGGAUGAGUACAAGGUCCGAGUGGAGGAUGCGCAGCAGGAGAUUGCGGUACAUUUCAUAGGCUAGGACAAUUUUUAUUAUAUAAUACUACUAGAGUCCCCUUUCCUUCAAUAAAGAUUUUUCAAGAUGCAUGAUUUUUCCCAAAUCUAAAUUUUCUAAAGAUUCAAAUUUUCCAAAUCUCUUUUAAUUUUUCCAUCCUACGGUAGACUCCGCCCCCCAUACUUGCACCUGACAACAGGCCAUCCAAGAAGCCAUCGUUGUCUUGAAUGACGAUGAUUCUCUCGAUAUUUUCAAGAAGGCUGACCCGCGAGCCUUGACCCAAGUUUCGCUUCUGCAACGUGGAAGCUCAGUCCGAAGCCGCGUUAUUGAACUGCUGGAAAGGACCGCAGCCGGAGCAAAAUCGGAGAAAGCAGCCAAGACUCUGGCGUUGAUGGCCAACACAGCGAAGCAGAUGCUGAGUUAUGGACACAGGUUUGAUGUUGGUCAAACUACUCGUCCACAGUGGUUCAUAUACAACCAAGUCGAAAAUGGAAAUAUUCAUAUGUUCUAGUACUUACUUUUUUUCUCUAGUAGAUCCCCUUCCUCUGACAUUCUUUCUACCUUCCCUUUCUCCGUCCUAUCUCAUCCUGUUACUAUCCCUCGAUUACUCUAAUGCCUAUCGAAAGUCGACUUCAGCAAGGUCCUUGUCAUGAUCGAUGACAUGAUUGCACUUCUCAAAGAAGAAGGCAAGUCUGACUUAGCUUCUCGUGACCAGUGCACUGCUGAUUUGGCCGAAAAUGCGGCUGAUACUAAGGAAAACAAGCACGCUCUCACAGCCGCCAACGAGAAGGAUAGUGAGAUGACGGAACUGAUCGCAGCGAAAGCAGCUUUGAUCGAGGAAAACACAGCGCAUAUUGCGGAAUCGAAGAAGGCGGUUAGUUAUGAGAAAUAGGCGUUACAUCAUGGUGUUCUUGCACAUGAAAAUCAGUAGGACUUCUAAGGGACACCUGCAUUUCGCCUUUGUCCUUUUUGUCUUACUGUCUGAAAUCAGCUCUCUUUACGCCUUAAUUCAACUACAAGUCACAACUCAUAAUAAUUUCUGUGGUUUUUUUAAAUUUUUUAGACCAACCGCGUAGAAAAUUGGUGUCGUCAUCUCCAUCUUCCCUUUUCUGUAAAUGCUUCUAAUUUUCCGAAGCCACUGCUCAGCGCAUGAAGGAAAACGCCGACUACGUUGCCGCCAUCGACCUCAAUACCUCUGCCGUGCAGUUGAUCGACAAGGCUGUCAACGUCCUGAACAAGUAUUACAGUCCGGCAUUGUACAAGAAAGCAGAGCAACGUGAAUUGUCAAAGGAAGAGAAGAUCCUUCAGGCAUCUGGUCAAGACAUUGGGGACACCACGGUUGUGAAGCCUAUUGCGGGAACGUCGCAGACACAAGCGUUUUUGGAGAAGAAGAUUAUGGAAGAAAUUGAUGAGGAGAUUAUUUCUGAUGCAGGAUAGUUCUGGAUAUGACAGUUCUUCUGGAUAUAAUAUGACGCAAUUAAUAUGUGCAUCAUUAUAGUAAGUACGUCUCGCCAAGCUGGCGCACAGAGCGUUAUAGCUGGAGUGAGGCCCCUUGAAAUCUGAAAACGUCCAUCUUGGUUAAUCACAAAUGACAAUCUCUGUUUUUCUAUCAGACAGUAUCUUUCUUUUACACCUCUUCACCUCCCACUUCUAACACCCCUUCCUCCUUUCUGCAGUUGAGCGCAUCGCAAGUUGUUGACCCGACUGAAAGUGCACCAGAAAUCUUUGAGGGUGAACGCAAGAGCAAAAGCCAGAAGAGCAACUCUGUCGUUGCGUUGCUCCGUAUGCUCCAGAAUGACAUCAAGAAGGACUCGGCGGCUGCCGAGUCGGAUGAGAAGGUACUACUGUUUUUAGUGUUCUUGGAGUCGGUAUGUACUGGAAAUUGUAAUAGCAUGAUCAUAAGGUCACCACGUUUUUCUUAUCAUGCUGUAAUCAAUGGGAAUCUUCGUCGAUUUCACCGUCCCAUGUUCCACAUCAUCAGAAAAAGAAACCACACACACACUACUUGCUCCUCAGGUCGCACAAAACGACUACGAAAAUUUGACCAUGGAGGCCGCCAAACAACAAGCUGAGUGGGGAAAAUCUACUGCCGAUGCCACCUCUGCCAAGGCUGGAUUUGAUUAUGACUGAUUGAAUCUUGGUAAUCUUGAAGGAACUGCGAUAGCUACACAAGAGGUAACAUGACAUGACAUGAAACAAGCAUGACAUUGAAUCUUGAUUUAGGUAACUUGGAUUAAUUUAAGGAUAAUUUGAAUGAUUCUUAGAUAAUUUAGAUUUCUGUAUGCAUUUUUCGAUGGUAGGUUCACGAACGGAGCGCAGUGUUGCCCACGUUUAGAAGACAGCAUCAUGGCUUUUAGAUAAUGUAGAUUUAUUCUGCUAAAUUUUACUGUCCUAUAUCGAUAGCACCACGAAACCUUACUGCCCCAUAUUUUUAACACCAUCUUUACCACCCACACAACUUAGAUGAAGAGACGAGCUUCCGAUAGCUCAUUUGUAAAACAACAACAACAACAACAACAACAACAACAACAACAACAACAACAACAACAACAACAACAACAACAACAACAACAACAACAAGCUACUUCUAAUGUCCAGAGGAGCUGCAAAAAGCUGAGACGAGUGGAAGCGUCCACGAGCUCGAGUUGGAGCAAUUGGGAGAGAGUCUUAGCGCCCUCCAUGCUAGCUGUGAUUUAAUCUUGUCUCACUUCGACGAGCGGGAGGUGAAACGUGAGAACGAGAUUGAUCACCUUCACAAAGGAAAAGCAAUCCUAAGUGGAGCUUCGUUCGAGUAGAGGGUUUUUGGGAACGCACUGAGGUGGACUUUUGAGAUCGUACUUUUGAGAUCGCACUAGUAACUAAUAACCUCAGUAGAUGAAAUCUUCAUAGAUGUUCGGGAUGUACAGAAAUUGCAGACGCACAUGCGAAAUCUAAAUCCAAAGAUGAGAUGACACUCAUUUUUAGAGAAAUAGCACAGUUCAAUAUUGCAGGCAUGAUGAGUUUGUGAGGGUUUCAAGCAUGAUCAUAAUAUUUAAAUGUAUCAUGGUUGAUAAGAUACAUCCUGUUUGUUUGCAUAGCAUUUCUUCACAUUUCUUCAAAUCUAUGUUUCUUUAGUUGUCCCGUAUCUCUUCCAUAAUUUAAGAGUGAGUGUUUUCGUACCUCCAUAGACAUGAAGGUAGCGUCAGCAUCAACGUUUUUUCUCCUUUGUCUUCCUUUCCUUUUUUUUCGUUUCAUUUCAAUUGAGCACACGAUACCGACACGGAUUUCACUCACGACACUAAUAUUCAAUUCAUGCUGUAGCAGCACUAAACAAAGAUGAGUAUCCAAAUUUGAGCCAAGAUUCACAGGCAGACAACAUGCCGCGGAUGACACAUUGUUUUAUAGUUUGAGCAAUAUAGAUGACGAGGAGGAAGAAAGAGGUAUCAGAUAGAGACUGCAAAAGACUACUAUAUUAAGGCGGAGUAAUCGUUUGAGUAGGAGUGCUAGAGGUUUCUUCGCACAGUGGGGCCAAUGUAGCGCCCAUAGAGCACGCCAUGCGGUUUUCAGGUGGCACAACACACUAGGAUAUCCACUGAUGUAUCGCAACUUUCCGGUGCAGACAGUCUGUUCUUCCUUCGGUGUUUGAAGGGAAUACAGAACUCAUCAAAGUGGCAUGAGCUCACACUAAUUUCCAGAUCUCGUAUUCAGCAUGUUGGUGCACCGCCAAAAGCUUUGCACUCUACUCUUUUGUGUGAACAUCAAGACUAGAGCAAGACUAGAGAGUCACACAUCUGUCAACCUUAAUUCUGUAAAACUGAGAAAUAGUAC
This is a messenger RNA of Amoebophrya sp. A25, 5306 nucleotides long. Lineage: Eukaryota; Dinophyceae; Syndiniales; Amoebophryaceae. The record is from the annotation of a GenBank genome assembly.